Molecule: messenger RNA, 1209 nt
Organism: Punctularia strigosozonata HHB-11173 SS5
Lineage: Eukaryota; Fungi; Basidiomycota; Agaricomycetes; Corticiales; Punctulariaceae
Exons: 1
Coding region: 64-1209 (381 amino acids)
Source: RefSeq, a predicted model, not a curated record
GGAUCCCGUUCAAGGCCCGCUCAGCAGGCCAGCCCUUCCGUCGCAAAGCGCCUGCUAGCAUCGAUGUCCUUUAACAGGAAUCACGUUUCUUCCACCACGUCUACUCCAGCGAAUAUCAGGGAGAUGAACAUCGGCAUUCCCAAGAAAUUGAAGGCUGAGUAUACGAUACGGGCGCGGAGGGAAGACUCUGCCCUGCCAGCCGCUUCCGGUCCCGUUACGCGUCCUCAUAGAGUCCCUGGAUCAAGCGGACGGCCCACCGACCGGGCGACACGCCAGUCAGCUGCUACUCUCGAGUCACUGGAUCUUGCCGUCGAGCUCGCGCCUCCGCCUGUGCCCGCCAGGACGGCCAUGAUACGAUAUGGGGGCACCGGGCUCCAGGGAACGGGGUAUCUCGCUGAGGCCACGGCCGUUCGCUCUCGCAACCCACGCCCAGACGACGGCCCGUUCAAGGUGGUGGUGGUAGACCAGGCAAACCGUAUCUCUCAAACCGUAUCGGUUCACAGCCAGUUUCCGGGCAGCCCAGUCAACCAGGCCGCGGGGGCGUGUCAACCUCCGCCGGUCCCAUCACCAUCUGGGUCGCCCACGAGUUGGGAUUGGCCACGGCCGCCCACUCACAUGCCACCUAGCGUACAUGCAAUCGUCAACACUCGCGUGUCGCCUUCAUCGUCCGACAGGAGCCGCCGUAUUCAUUCUCCAGAGCAGUCACUAGACAAGAUGCAGCGCCGCAUCGAGCUCGGGCUUGGCGCUGACAUUAAGCGAGGAGCGCCUCACGUCAACAAGGGCAACGGACGUGCGGUUCGCGAGAAGAAUAGGGAUGGCAUCGUUUAUCAUCAGAUCCCGGAUAUUGCCAGGACCAGGGAACCGGCAGCGACUUACCACGGGUCUACCCACAGAAUGAGGCCGUCUCUACCAAUUGGGCCGCUCGUCGCAAACUCUAUGGGAGUGAAGGCGCGCUCGCAGUCACGUUCACCUCUGGCGCCGGUGGUACCCGUCCAUGGGACUUCCGCGCUUCAUACCCAAACACGAUCUCCAAUGCAUGCUCCCUCUGCUCCCUCGCACAAGAUACGCGAGAAACCCGUCCCUGUUCCCUUCCAGCCGCAUCAGCCAGAGAAGCUUCCGGCUGCUCCGCAGCCAUUCAAGGUCCCGUCUCAGAUGGAACACAAAGGCGUCCAAAACACCCGCGCCAUGCUUCCCGGCUGGCGGGCUUAA